AAAAGUGACAGACGUGACAAAAGUACGACGAAAAUUAAAAGUAAGGGCUAUUUUCUUCCAUUCUUAUAGGUUAGAGUUAAAACCGUUAUAUUACAAGAUGAAGAGCUAAAACCGUCCAACUUGGUAAGGGGCUAUUUUUAGGCUUUUGCCCCAGAUCUGAUGGGAGGGAUCUCACCCACGAGACCAGGCUCCCAUCGUCCUCUUCACCACCAUUCCCAGAAAACUCCUCUAUUCAAAGAUUUACCUAAACAGAAGCAGACACAGCAAAUAAGCCCUCCGUCAACCUCCGGAUACAAAAACCGAGCCCCCUUUCAACAGAAAAUUUUUCCUCCCUCUAUUUAUACCCAAACACAGCAACCCUAAAAACCCUAAUAAGAACAUUCCAGAAAUCAACUCCCUGGGCCUUUUAGAUCCACGGUUUUGGGCUCUUCAGAUCUGUUUCUCCUUUACCCGAAUCUGCAAGGCAUUUGGGCCUCUCCGAUGUUGAUCCCUUUUACAAAAUCUGGGAAAUGCACUUGGGCCUUCAUCCACGCCCAAUUCACCCUGUCGCCACCUUGUAGCUAGCAUAAAUUUGAUUUGCAGAUCUGUUUCAGUUGGAUGACGAUUGAUAUUUCGCCAAGUCGCCGGGGCUUCGCAUGCAUCUCACCUCCAUCGCUGGUUGGUAGAUCUGGCUUUCCUUUCUCUGGUUCUAAUGCUCACUCGCCGGGAUGGUGGGUGCUGGGCCAUGGGAAUGAUUGGGAAGGUGAGUGUGGGUGAUGGCUACUCGAUUGAUUGCAACCAGGGACUUUGAUGUGGAAGGGGUUUAAAAUGAUGGGAAUUGAAGGCUUGGAACCGAAGAAGGGGAAGAGGAUCACCGGCUUCUUUUUUUGAGAAAUGGCUGUCGGUUGGUCUGCAACAGGAAGAGGAAGGUGAAAUCGAUGGCUGAGGAUAAAGAUUCAUGUAUUUGGGAGCCAUGGGAGAGAUGAUGGUAACCGAAAAACUCGCCAGCGUCGACGGAUCUGGAGAAAACUAAGCCUGCAUGGAGGAUGAUCCAGGAGAUGAGGGAGAGAAAGAGAAAGCUGAAGGUGCAUGAGGGGAAGAAGAUCGAAGUGGCUUUGGCAUGGAAAGAAGCUCAGCGGCCGGUGACUUUGGCUAAGGGUGGCUGCCGGCUGGUUUUGGGGAGAAGGCCGGUUCGAGAAAGAGGAAGAUGGCAUUUGACUGAAAAU
Messenger RNA from Rubroshorea leprosula, 1205 nucleotides. The record is from the annotation of a GenBank genome assembly. NCBI's taxonomy places the organism in Eukaryota, Viridiplantae, Streptophyta, Magnoliopsida, Malvales, Dipterocarpaceae.